Messenger RNA from Carassius auratus (goldfish), 2986 nucleotides. Its product is annotated as DENN domain-containing protein 1B-like. Bases 121 to 2610 code for a protein of 829 amino acids. NCBI's taxonomy places the organism in Eukaryota, Metazoa, Chordata, Actinopteri, Cypriniformes, Cyprinidae. Gene Ontology annotation, biological process: endocytosis; endocytic recycling. The transcript is spliced from 22 exons. Gene Ontology annotation, cellular component: intracellular membrane-bounded organelle; cytosol. Gene Ontology annotation, molecular function: phosphatidylinositol phosphate binding; guanyl-nucleotide exchange factor activity. The record is from RefSeq and is a predicted model, not a curated record.
GAUGUGAGGAUGUGUGUGUGCAGAAGUGUGUGUGUCGAUGCACGUUAAUAAAGGAUUUAAUGACUUCAGUCUGCUGACGCCCUGAACACCACCGAAUGGGCCCUAACAUUCAAGUGCAUCAUGGGCUCCAGGAUAAAAGAAAACCCUGAAAAGACAUUCUACUGGUUCUUUCAAGCUUCAUGCCCAAUUGCCAGAGAUAAAGAUCCUGCCGUGCUGUUUCAGUUCCCUGAAGACUUUAAUGAUGAGGAGUCUCUGAAGUGCUUGCCUCGCUUCUGCUUCCCUUAUGACAUAGAGAGGGUGAAGGACACUGUUGCCGUGCAGCACUUCACAUUCGUCCUGACCGAUCUGGAAGGAUGCCAGCGCUUUGGUUUCUGCAGACUCACGUCCAGCUCUCAGACCUGCUUGUGCAUCCUCAGUUAUUUGCCCUGGUUUGAGGUCUUCUACAAACUUCUGAAUAACCUAGCCGACUACUCAACGAAAGGACAAACCAAGGAGAUGAAAGAGCUGCUCUCGGCCCUCUACAAACACCCCGUGCCUCUGGUCAAUGGCUCCAUCACGCUGCAGAUGGUCCCAUACUUCAUCGCGCCAGAUCCCAAAGCCCUGCCGUCUAUUCCAGAGAGUAGGAACCUGACGGAGCUGGUGGUGGCGGUGGAUGUGGGAAACCUGUUGCAGCUCUACGCCAGCAUGUUAUUUGAGAGACGGAUCCUCAUUUACUGCAGCAAACUCAGCACUCUGACGGCCUGCAUACACGCGUGUAACGGGAUGCUGUACCCCAUGUACUGGCAGCACAUCUUCAUCCCAGUGCUGCCUCCUCAUCUGCUGGACUACUGCUGUGCUCCGAUGCCGUACCUCAUUGGAAUUCACUCCAGCCUGGCGGAGAGAGUGAAGAGUCGAGCUCUGGAGGACGUGGUCAUACUGAACGUGGACACCAACACCCUGGAGUCGCCCCACGAGGACCUGAAAAAGAUCCCGGCUGAUGUGGUGGCGGGACUGAAGGUCAGGCUGAAGAGACAGGCGGCGUCUCCCGGGUCAGGGGUCGCACACGCUUUCCUCCGAGCCCAGGCUCUGCUGUUCGGAGGAUACAGGGAUGCCUUACAGUCGCCUGCUGAAGGGCCGGUGGUCUUCUGCAAUGAGCUGUUUCUCAGUCACAAGUCUCAAAGCAUGCGGGAGUUUCUGGAGAGCGCGGUCCACCUGCAGUGUUUCAAAGAGUUUAUUGAUGGCCGGCUGAAAAUACUUGACCAGGGCAAAGAGCCGGAUGACGUGUUUGAAGAAGAGGUGCUUCAGUGUGGUGCUUCAUCUGGUGGCUCUAAACUGCGACGGCAGUGGGUGGGAAAUUUAAAGAAAGGGGGUGGAGCUCUGAUUGUGACAUGGAAGACUACAGCGAGCAAAGCAACCAAACACCACAGAUUGGGGCUGAAAAACCUCCUCUCAUCAAAGGACCAAAGUGAAGCUCAUAAGCUACAGAGGGGCGGGUCUGUGUGUGAACCACACACGUAUCGCCUCAUCCAAUCAGACUGCCUUCAGAAUCGCUUACCAAUCACACAGCACUUUGGCCGGUCUCGACCACGCCGGCCGACACGCAAGCAUCCCAGCCACCAGGGCAAUGAACAACAGACAGAGGAUGACAACACCAGCUAUGAGGACAGUGUAACAGAAUGUCCUGAGCAGUGCUCUGGCACCAGCGACUUACAGGAAGAGGAUGAUCUCUCUCUCUUGGCUGACCCGGAGGAGAUGGACCUGCUCGGGGAGAUCUUCGACACGCUGAGUUCCCAGAGCUCCAGAGAGCCAGGUUUACUGUAUGGCACACGCAGCCUCGACCUCUUCAGCUCCGACAGCAGUGACUUCAUCUCUCAUAAGAGUCUGGCCAACCCAAGUCAGGAGAGUCUAAGUCUCUCUUUUGGUAACAGCGAAAGUCUCGUGAGCUGGGAGGAGGAGCUUGAGGAGGGGCCUGCUGGCGAGGGGGAGGGGCCUGCUGACGAAGGGGAGGAGCCUGAUGUCCUGAUUGACAGGCCAGAAAAUGAGAUUAAUGAAUUAGAGAAGGAUUUGACCGAGUUAGGGGAAAAUCUGUGUUCAGAUCUACAAAUUCUAGAAGAUGCUUCUCUGGAUCCUGAAGUGGGUUCUGAGGAGCGAAAGGAUGCCUGGCCGAACAAUGAUGGACAAAUGAAUGGAUCAAUGGAGGAAAGCUUGGAAACCGAGACAGUAGUUACAGAGAGGACAGAGAUGCAACCUGACAAAGAACUUCAGAAAGAGCUUAAGACGACAAAUGCUUUUGGCCCAAACGGACCAACAAAUGAAGGAAUUAUCUCCGCAGAUUCUCACAAUGUAAAGAUAGACAAAAAAGAAGAGCUAGAUAAGAAGAGCACUGAACCUCUAUCACCAAACAUUUCGUCUACCGUAGCUCUGUUCCAGUCCUCGGCUGACUCUUCUGGUUCCCGAGGGUGGGAUAAAUCUCUAAAAGCUCCCACCAGGUCCCAAAAAAUCAAUGUGGGCUCAAUGGCGGGCCUGCCGACUGAAGUACAAAGUCUGAAAGAGCCUGUUUCAUCAACACCAGAAGAACAAACCCAGGCUCCCGUAAAGGUCUCAGAGCUGAAGAAGAGAUUUGAACAUUAGCUCAUCACAAACCAAGCAUACUGAAGCAAAAACUAUACUGAAAAGACUUUUUAAGAUUGUCAAUUACAAGUCUAAUGAAACACCACUUGAACCCCAUUUUGAUUCUGGUGAGGCAACAUUGCCGAGUCAAGUUUGAGUUCGGCGUUUCAUACUGAACUUUGAGAUUGUGGAAGUUUAUUUGUCUCAUGUACCUGUUGGUUAAAACUCAAUGCUGACAUCAGUUAAUAAAGUCGAUUUAAAGGCAAUGCAAGUUAUAUCGCUUGCUUUAAAGUAAAUCAGGCUGAUUUUACCUUUCAUUGUAGCUAAAUGCAGUAUGUUAUUAAAAUAAACUGAUAAAUGCACCGAUUCUGACCAAUAAAGAAAGUCCGGUACUUUU